AUGGCCAAUGACAGCGGCGGGGGCAGCGGGGCCGGCCAGGGCGGCGGGGGUGGCGGCAGCGAGCGGGACCGGCAGUACUGCGAGCUGUGCGGGAAGAUGGAGAACCUGCUGCGGUGCGGCCGCUGCCGCAGCUCUUUCUACUGCAGCAAGGAGCACCAGCGCCAGGACUGGAAGAAGCACAAGCUCAUCUGCCGCAGCGGUGGCGGCGCGGCGGCGGCAGGGGGCGCUGCCGAGCACCACGCCGGGGCCGCCGCGAGAGCAGGCGGCGGCAGGGAGGACGGAGCCGUAGCUAAGAAGGUGCCGCCGGGCGCGGGCCCCGGCGCUGAGGAGGAGGCUGCGGCUGCGGCGCCUCUGACAAACAACCACGUUCCCACGGCCGCUGCUGCGCUGUCGGAGGCGGCGGCCCCCGCCGAAGAGGAGGCUGCGGCGGCGGCAGCUCCGGGCGGGGAGGCGGGGCUCGUCUACCGGGACAAAUCCAACCUAUACCCUGGCGGGGGCCAGGCUGGGGCCGGCGGGGGCGCGCUGCGGCCGAACGGGCAGACCAAGUCGUUGGUGCCGCAGCGGCUGGCGCUGGAGUACAUCGUGCCCUGCAUGAACAAGCACGGCAUCUGCGUGGUGGACGAGUUCCUGGGCAAGGAGGUGGGUGGGCGCAUCGCCCGGGAGGUGCGGGCCCUGCACCACACCGGCCGCUUCACCGACGGGCAGCUGGUCAGCCAGAAGAGCGACUCCUCCAAGGACAUCCGCGGGGACAAGAUCACCUGGGUGGAGGGCAAGGAGCCGGGCUGCCAGACCAUCGGGCUCCUCAUGAACAGCAUGGACGAUCUCAUCCGCCAUUGCAAUGGCAAGCUGGGCAACUACAAAAUCAAUGGCAGGACGAAAGCAAUGGUGGCUUGUUAUCCAGGCAAUGGAACAGGAUAUGUGCGUCAUGUUGAUAAUCCAAAUGGAGACGGAAGAUGUGUCACAUGUAUAUAUUAUCUUAAUAAAGACUGGGAUGCCAAGGUAAGUGGAGGUAUUCUUCGAAUAUUCCCAGAAGGCAAAGCUCAAUUUGCUGAUAUUGAACCCAAAUUUGAUAGACUGCUGUUUUUCUGGUCUGACCGCCGCAACCCUCAUGAAGUGCAGCCAGCAUUUGCUACAAGGUACGCAAUAACAGUGUGGUAUUUUGAUGCAGAUGAAAGAGCACGAGCUAAAGUAAAAUAUCUAACUGGUGAAAAAGGUGUGAGGGUUGAACUCAAUAAACCUUCUGACUCAAUUGGGAAAGACGUUUUAUAAAGGAUUUCAUCUAGCAACUCUCCUUGCUACUUCCCCCAGUAAACUAUUAACUUUUGAAUGUGAAUAAUGGGAUAAAGAAAAAUUGACAAGAAAUCAACGUUUUAAUAAGGAAACAAACACAGCGUUUCAAUGUUGCAUCAAACAGAAGAUUUUGACUGCUGAACCAUUGUGCUAUGUGACUGUGACUCCAGACCUGUGACUGCUUAUGUAAAGAAGAUAAGCAAUCAGUAAGAAAUAGCGUACACAUAUGGACAUGAAAUAAGUGCCCUACAUAGAAUUUUUCCAUUCUUAUAUUUUGCCAGACCUGUCAUCCAAUUCAUCUCUCCCUUUUUUUAUAUGGUAAAAUUUGGAUUUGGGGUAAUUUUUGUAUGACCAGGUACAAUUUAUCAAAAUUGAGUAAAAAAAUACAGUAUUCUCCAAAAUAUCAUUGAUCUAUUUUUGUAAAACUGUUCAUACUGUUCUCUGCCAUGAAAGACCUAAUUUAAUAUAAGAAUUGCCAGUAACUGAUGAUCACUUUAAUUUUCUUUACAUCUAAAGUCAGAAAAGGAGCACUUUAAUUACCAGCUAAAAACCUGAUUGUUUUAUAUUCAUAUCUCACACUAAUUUGAACUUUUAAAGAUUGCUGCUGUAUUGUUUUUGACUAUGUCCUUUUUGAAACUUAACAGAAACAAAUCACUAUCUUACUAUCAGCAACUUCUAAUUCAUGGUGUUGUAUGUUGAAUCCACAGAGGGUAAGGAUAUUAA
Molecule: messenger RNA, 2013 nt
Organism: Emys orbicularis (European pond turtle)
Lineage: Eukaryota; Metazoa; Chordata; Testudines; Emydidae
Gene: EGLN1
Product: egl-9 family hypoxia inducible factor 1
Exons: 5
Coding region: 1-1269 (422 amino acids)
Biological process (GO): peptidyl-proline hydroxylation to 4-hydroxy-L-proline; cellular response to hypoxia
Cellular component (GO): nucleus; cytoplasm
Molecular function (GO): peptidyl-proline 4-dioxygenase activity; L-ascorbic acid binding; ferrous iron binding
Source: RefSeq, a predicted model, not a curated record